Molecule: messenger RNA, 2853 nt
Organism: Didymosphaeria variabile
Lineage: Eukaryota; Fungi; Ascomycota; Dothideomycetes; Pleosporales; Didymosphaeriaceae
Exons: 1
Coding region: 1-2853 (950 amino acids)
Source: RefSeq, a predicted model, not a curated record
AUGUCGGCCGUAGUUGCUGCUGUCCGUCCUUCCCAGGCGCUCCGCCAGCGCCGCGAGACCCAGCGCCCCAAAGUCGUAGCCAAGCCCAGCAUGGAGAACGGCGCGCCCAAGGAGAACAUCCAGCGCCAUGUCAACCGUCCAGACAGUAUCCUCAAGACGUUCAACGGCCGCCCACCCUCGCUGCGCAUCUAUCUCUAUCAAAGUCACUUUCGGCUCAAUGACUCCCAAGAGACGCUUUCGUACGCCUCUCCCAUGCGCGAGCUUCUGGAUCAUCUCAAACAGAAGACGGUGCCGCAUAACAUGCUUGAAGAGCUCCAUGCCAUGGGAGUCCAAUUCUACGAUAGCUGUCUCAUCGUCGAGCUACACAAUUUUCGUAAUUCGGGCAUCAAAGCUAAGGACGACACGAACAGCUCCACCGAGGGUUCUGGUGCAGACCCCUUCUCGAUCCACAACUACAACAACUUCAUCACCCCCUCUCCGCACGCUCUACAUCCUGCAGUGGAAGCGAAUGCUAUAUCUGAGCAAGCAGACGGACAGGAUGCGGGCGCCGCGGCGAAAGCGGACAAGGACGUGGAUAAGGAGAAUAUGCCGGCACCUGGCCAGGCAGCGUCGCAGAAACAGGCGAAUAAGGCGAAAGUUACGACCGUCGUGUUAUUUCCAACGCCCCAGUCUCAACUCGCCGAUAUUACACAGCUUGCCAAUACGCCCCUUCCAGACGUAGCAACCCUUCGCCGUAACCAGGCGGCUGCGCGCGCUGCUGGCAACCCGCCUACUCCCUUGACAGCCGUCCCUCCUACACCCAGUGCGUUAGCCGCAGGCCGAAGUCCUAAAAGACAGAAGAUGAUCCUAGAUGAGAACAAUUUGCAUGAGUUCGAGUCUGCCGUGCUCAGCGAGACUUGUCCCAAGUUGUAUCUGGAACCGACAAAGACUUUCAGGGAGACUCUCGCGCUCAUGGAUGCUAACACUCAUCCGAAUAACCAACAUUCACCACCUAUGCGAAAGACACGCAAACGGACUACCGCCGAGUUGGCCGCGGAUGAAGCCGAGGCCGCAGAUAUCCAGCGUUUCAUGCUUGCAGGUGACGAGCAUCAAGCCAGCAACACCGCGGCAGCAGCAGGCGGAGACGAGAGCCAGCAUGCCGUUCGCGCGGGCGCCAACCAGCAAACGUUCUCCCGCUUCAAGACCUUGGCGGCCAUCAAGACGAAUCAUGAAGAAGCUGAACGUAGGAAGAAGGAAGAGGAGGCGAGACAAGCGCAAGCUAAGAGACAAGCACAGGUAGACGCAGAAGCAGCUAAGCGUCGCGAGAUUGAAGCCAACCAACAAGCAGAGCAGAGUGCUGCCUCUGUUAUGCUGCAAAAGAAGCAGGAAGCCAUGGCACGUCAGCAACAACAACAACAGCACCAGCAGCAACAGCAGCAACAGCAAGCUCUCGCGAUGCAAAUGGCUAAUGCGAAUGCCCAGGUGUCCCAGACCCCAUUAUCCGCAACUCAGCCGCAAUUCUCGUCUCCUGUUGUUCGCCAGCAGACACCUAUGGCUGCUGCGGCAUCACCGCUCCACCAAGUACAUGCCACGCACCCGAUGGGUGGUACGCCGAUGGUUGCUACGUCUUCAAAUCACGCCGCUGGCAGUCCUGCUCGACCUCCUUCUGCUAUAUCACAUCAUCCGAACGCCAUGGCGCGUACCGCUAGCCAGCAGCACCAGAACUUGAGUCGCACUGGAACGCCACAGAUUGUGCAAGGAACCCCGGUCAUGAACUCCGCUAUGCCGGCCCGAAACAUAUCUUCUACGCCAACGCCUCGGAUGAACAACCAAGGAAGUCCGAACAUCCCAGUGCCAGGUGCUACGCCAAUCAUGAUGCACACACCCCAGCCCGGGCAGAACAUGACUCCCGAACAAAUGCAGUUCCUUCAGAAUCAGAACAUGCAGAACCAACUGCGGGCUCAAGGCAUGCAGCAGGCAAAUAUGUCCCCCAGCAAUCAACAACAAAUCCAGCAGGCGGCCAUACAACGCGCAAACAUGCAAAUUCAGGCCAAUGGUGUCCCUCAAGGUCAGAAUCCUCAGCAUUAUAGGCAAAUGCUAGCAUCGAGAUUCUAUCAACAAUUGCAACAGCAACAACAACAGCGCAUGGCCGCCAACAUGUCACCACAGGGAAUGCCUCAGGCUGGAACUCCGAACGCUGGUGCAACACAGCUUGCUAACAUGAACCUACAGCAACUUCGUCAGCAGUACAUGUCACGCAAGCAGCAGCUCAUACAGACCUUCGGCCAGAACGUCCCACAACAACACCUAGCACAGAUGAAUCAAAUGGAAGCAGCCAUAAGGCAAAGAGAGGCACAGCAGCAACAACAGCAACAAGCAGCACAGCAACAGGCAAUGGCGCAGGCUGGCCAGAUGAACAUGCAAGGCCUGCCUAAUCAAAUGAAUAUGCAAGGUGGUGGCAACCCACAGGCUUCGGUUCAAAUGCAACAAUACCAGCAGAUGCUUCAACAGCAACGCGCUCAGCAGCAGCGACAGAACCAAAUCAUGCAGAUGCGACAGCAGGCGAUGCAGCAGGGUGGUCAGAUGAAUAUGAACAACAUGCCGGCUGGUUUCAAUGUCAACAACAUGGGCAACAUGGGGAGUAUGAACGGGAUGAACAUGGCGAACAUGCAGGCGAUGAGCCAAGGCAACAUGGGCAUGCAGGGUAUGCAAGGGAUGCAAGGGAUGAACAUGGGUAACAUGCAAGGGAUGAACCAGCAACAAAUGCAGCAAAUGAUGAUGAUGCGACAGGCGCAAGCGAGAGCUGCUAUGCAGCAGCAAGGACAACAACAGCAACAGCAACAGGGUGGGGAUAUGAACUGGAGCGGUGUUUGA